Fulvia fulva is the source of this 1398-nucleotide messenger RNA. RefSeq names its product Vacuolar calcium ion transporter. Gene Ontology annotation, molecular function: calcium:proton antiporter activity. Gene Ontology annotation, cellular component: fungal-type vacuole membrane. The coding region runs from base 1 to 1398 and encodes 465 amino acids. Gene Ontology annotation, biological process: calcium ion transmembrane transport; intracellular calcium ion homeostasis. The record is from RefSeq and is a predicted model, not a curated record. NCBI's taxonomy places the organism in Eukaryota, Fungi, Ascomycota, Dothideomycetes, Mycosphaerellales, Mycosphaerellaceae. The transcript is spliced from 2 exons.
AUGUCGGCAUCCAGUGUAAGAACGAAAUUCAACAACCUCAUCCGUCGGCGACCUCGCAACGGCCAGGAGGCCUACCUCAACAACGCACGCAGCCAACAAAACGAACACACAUCUCUCCUAAACCACGCCCAAUCCCACAUCCACAACAUCCUCCCUACGAACAACAACAACAACAGCAACACCUCACCCUCAUCCUGGCCCAAACGCUUCAUCCAAACAACAUGGUCCAUCCUCCGCAGCAACUACAUCAACGUCCUCCUCAUCUUCGUGCCCAUCGGGCUCAUAUCCGGCGUAGCUGAACUCCCAGCCAUGGCAACGUUCUGCCUGAACUUCCUGGCCAUUAUUCCCUUGGCGGCGUUAUUAUCGUUCGCGACGGAGGAAUUGGCGGCGACGGUGGGGCCGUCGGUUGGCGGGUUGCUGAAUGCGACGUUUGGGAAUGCGAUUGAGUUGAUUGUGAGUGUUAUUGCGUUGAUGAAGGAUGAGUUUAGACUGGUGCAGGCGAGUAUUUUGGGGAGUGUGUUGGUUAAUAUUUUGUUGGUUCUAGGAUGCUGCUUCAUCGCCGGCGGCAUCGGCCAGGGAGCAUCACGCUACGAUCCAACAGUAGCAUCCGUCAUGUCCUCGCUACAGACCCUGGCCUCAUCUGCUUUAAUCGUCCCAGCAGUACUUUACUCUACCCUCCGCAACUCAGCCGACGGCGACACAGUAGAGAUCCUAGACGUCUCCCGCGCCACCGCUGUCAUCCUAAUCGCACUCUACAUUGUAUACCUGGUAUUCCAGCUCAAAACACACUCCAACCUCUUCAGCGACGACGAUCCCGACGACGACGAAGACGCCGAUACCGCUGCCCAGGAAGCCGCGCCGGAUUAUGCCCAAGCGAAAGCAACUGAACAGGAAGAGCACACGCUCGGUCCCCAGGGUGCGCUGACUUGUAUGGUCAUCUCAGUCAUCUUAGUCGGUUUCUGCGCAGAAUUCCUAGUCGACAGCAUCGAAGAUGUCGUGGAGUCUACACCUAUUACGAAAACCUUCAUGGGUCUCAUCCUGCUCCCCAUCGUCAGUAACGCCGCGGAACACGUUACAGCCGUGGUAGUAUCGUACAAGGGCAAGAUGAACCUAGCACUUCUAGUGGACCUCGGAAGUGGUCUGCAGAUCGCGCUUUUCGUGACGCCUUUGCUCGUGUUGUUGGCGUGGGCGAUGGAUAAGCCGCUCUCGCUGCACUUUCAGCUCUUCGAGACGAUUGUUUUCUUCCUGAGCGUGCUGGUGGUUAAUUUUUUGAUCCGAGGGGGCGAGGCGAAUUAUUUGGAGGGGUGUAUGUGUGUGGGGUGGUAUUGUAUCAUUGCUGUUGCUAUUUUUUAUUAUCCUGAUGGUGGGAGCCCGGUUGGUUUGGGGUGGGACGCGUAG